UAGCGCUUGUUGGGAGGCAACCCAACGUAGGUUCGUUUUCUUUUACUUAUUUUCGUUUUUGAGUGUCGAGUGAAGAGUUCUAGUGGUUGAGUGGUAUCCCCGUGCCACGUUUUGUGGUUGUGCAUUUUGAGGUUGUGUCGUGAUCGAUAGAAGGCACAGUGGAUUAGUUCAAGUAAAAAAAAUUCAGAACUGCCCUGUUUUAAAUGAUGUUCACGGACAGAUUGCCAAGUUCACGGUCUUACAAGAGCGUGAAAAGGCAAAUGCGUCCGUGAACAGGGCACUUCAACGAGCGUGCUAGUUGUCGACCACCCACAAUUCAUGACUGCAUUGUUGUGUUCACGGUCUUAACGAUCGUGAACUAGCAAACGCAUCCUUGAACUGCUAGCGUCGUCUAUAAAAGGGGCGUGAACGUUGACCCUUCACUUCACGACCCAAAACUCGCCGGAAAAUUCAAAUCACGCCGGAAAAUCGCGAAUCUUCAAUGGUUUUCAGUCCAUUUCACCCACUUCCGGCUAGCAAAACCCAAAACAAACCUCAAACCCAUUCUUCCCUCAUCAAAGGCGGCCUUCGCCUUGAUUUUGGGUAGAUUUGGAGCAAAAUUUUCUAGCAAAGUCGCCGUCGGAGAGCCUCCAAAGAGAGUCUGGCGAGCUUCUGACGAAGCUCUGGCGAUCCUUCUCCGGGCUGUUUUAAGCCGUUUUCCGCCUUCCUCGCCCUCACCUCACUUCCUCCUACGUCCUACUUGUGUCUCCAGGUUGGUUUUUCAGCUCUACCUUAUUGAUUUUGGGAGAAUCGGAUUAGGUAGGGAAGUGAGGAGAAUCUUAGUGCCUUGAAUGUUGAACUUAGAAUUAGGGCGAGGAAUUAGGUGAACUAGGAUGAUUGAAUGGAUGAAAGACUUUGCAUGAGCUUAGUUGAGCCUUGGUGGGCAUUUGUUGAUUCAAAUCGCUUUUAUUUGUUGAUUUUGCCCCCCAAGUGCUAUUUUGUGAUGAAUGUGCAUUGUUAUGCUUGAAUGGUGGAUGGUAGCCACCGUGGCAUUGGUUGGGGUUCAAAUGUUUGUGUAGUUGAACCAUGAAAUACCCACAACCAUGCCACGAUGUGUUGAGCUUAAAUGUUUGAAAUCCAUAAUGGAGAUAUAAGUGUGGAGGAAUUUCUUUUUCCUCGCAAUGAGUUGUGCUUAACAAAUGUUUCCACGUACGGUGUUUGUUUGCAAAAUUUUGUAGGAUGCUUAACGAGGAGCACGAGUUCAUCAGUUACUUGGUGAGCCAUGCACGGUUUGGCGACAAGUUCGCCUACCAGAGAGAUAGCCCGGUCGGGCCACAUUGGCGGCUGGACCUGGACAUGUUUAACAUGUUCAGGUUCUGAGGCGCAAUGUCAGGGGUCGUUUGUCACCCCUAGUGGCCCCUGCUGCUCACCAUUGACGAGCUCAUAUACCACGAGCUAUGCGUGGAGUUCUACUCCACGUUCGCCCAUGUAGUCCCGACCGGCAAGAAGAGCCGGCCUUAUGUGGAGUUCAUUUGGGGGGGUCAGUCCGAGUGCUGACCUAUGACGCUUUAGCCCAGGACAUGGGGCUUGACCCGACUCACAUGACGAUGACGGAGCGGCAAUACACCAUCGAAUUCCAUUAUCAGGUUGCAUGUCGAGCCCUCUGCCACCCCGAGCACGAGAACAAGUAGUACGAGGCAAGUUGCACCAAUGCAGUGAAGCUGAGGACUCCCUGGAGGAUCCUCCACACCCUGCUCACCCAUUCGGUCGUCCCCAGCCUGCAGUGGGGACAUCUAAUGACGAACAGAGGGCUUCAGGCUCUCUUCUCUAUGAGGCAUCCUGCGGAGCCAAUCCAUCUGGGAUCACUGAUAGCCACCUCUUUUGCCCGGUGUCUGGGGGUAUCAUCACGAGGAUUUCCCACCACUUCGGAGUGGAUGUGAAGCGAAGCUCCAUCAUUGGGAGGACCGAGCCCUCCCUAACGCAACUACCUGCUCGAGCUCCCAGCCGUCGAUGGCGUCUAGUGCUCCGAUGCACUAUACCACCACCUGCAGCAGCUUCAUCAUCCAGAGCAGCCGGUGAUCCCCUCGUCCAGAGGAUGGAUCGCCUCGAGACCCAUGUUGUGGGAGUGACUUCUUGCCUCGACCGACAGACUGACCUCCUUGAGAAGAUGGCUCGACGCUAGGGUCUCAUUCCAGAUGAUGAGCCAGGGCCUUCGACCCAGUGAGAGGUAGCCGACGAUGGCGAUAUGUGGCAGAACCGAUUCCUUUCGCCCCCACUAUUCCACUUGGAACUCUGAACUUUUUUGUUUUAUUUUUCUUUCUUUUAUUUGGUGUGUGUGAUCAUAAACUACUACUAUCGUAUUGUGAUGUGUAAUAACCUCUCCUCGAGCGAGUCGUAAUAACCUCACCAAUUCCAACUAUCACUCACCAAGAAAAGCGGUAACACUUGUUCCACCUUAGGUCACCCAAUUCGCCAUUACACUGUCCACGUUCCCGCUCCAGAACGCCAAAACGCAAAUUUUGGGGAGUUCACGAAAAAUUCACGAACUACAUUUGGGGGAGCGCGUAUUGGGAUUUUGGUAGUGCGAUUUCUCCUCGAACCUAGAAGACUAACGUCGCCAGAAGUCCAGAACAACGAAUUUCAUCACCAGCUCUUGCUUCAUCACUCCAUCAACGCCACUCCGAACCCACUCUCCACCAUCCAUAUGCAGCUCCUGCUCAUGCAAUUACAAAUUAUACAUCCAAUCGAGGAUCCAAGAUUAAUCCUCUUAGAUCUGCAGCAAUUAAAUCGAAAAGUGGGAAUCAUAAGCUUCAAAAAAUUAUAGGAGAAGAGGGCGGAUGCGGCUUCGAGGAAGACGAAGAAAGGUACAGUCUCGUCGCGAGAGAGAGAGAGAGAGAGAGUAGUUGUACCCAUUGAAUGAUUGAUGCAAUUCUCUUCUUUUCCUUCUAAAUCGAUCUCUCACUCGCAAAUUGAAGGAGGGGAACAUGAAAGAACGAGCCAGGAGAUGAAUAUGUGGUCAACCAAAGAUUGGAAACAGAGGAAGAAAAUUUUGGUGAAUGGUCUUUGCUUGGAGCGAAAAGAAGUAUGCCAGUAGAUAAACUCUUUCUGAAACAAGACGGAUAGAUAAGGGAUAUGUGGUGGAGUGGUGGUUGAGCUGUUUGCGUGAAAAGAGAAAGGAUUAUAGUUUUUACUUUUUAAUUAAUUGGAUUCCACUCUUAAAUUUGUAAUUUCUAAAACCACUUUUUGGAAAAAAAAAUUAAUUUAUUAGGCUUAUGCUAAUUUAGUAAACCUAACACCGUCUUUAACAGUUGUUAUAUUUAUAUAAUAUUUAAUUGAAUUUUGUUAAAAAGUUAACCUAGUAAACAAAUUUGAUAUUA
Linum trigynum is the source of this 3356-nucleotide messenger RNA. The record is from the annotation of a GenBank genome assembly. Lineage: Eukaryota; Viridiplantae; Streptophyta; Magnoliopsida; Malpighiales; Linaceae.